GUUUGUUCACACGGAACUGCCUUCAUCUAAAGUGAUCAAAAAACCCACAGAGGAUGGAAGUGUUUACUCAUCUGAGGUGAGCAUUAAAAUUGGCUGAACUUCUUUCUUUCCUAAUUUGGAGAUGUAAAACUCAUGCACAAUUACACAAUUGACGACUUUCUGAUGAAGCAGAGAUGGAAAAAGAAUGAAAUAGCUGCUUAUGUUGGAACUUUGAAGAGUGAAACAUCAAUUAUGAAAUUCUUUUGGAUGCUCUUGGCUCAGCUUCUAUUUCCCUGUUGUUUCGCCAAAAGUGUUGCUGGCAACUAUGUAAGACAAUGUAAGUCUCCAGGUGAACUUCCAGCCCCACAUUUUGUUAUGAAUGGAACUCCAGUGCAAGAGGGAGAGUGGGUCCUCUUGCAAUGCUUGCUUAGUAAUGAAUUUGAGGUGAAAAACUUUUAUUUCUGUAAAGAUGGGCAUCCCCUUUCAACUCCCACUGCCUUCUUAUAUAAUGGCAUUUACAAGGUGUCACUCCAGAUCUCGCAGCAAAGUGCAGGCCAGUAUAGCUGUGGGUAUCAAAGAAUGGACAGGGAGAGCCAGAUGAAGAAGUUUGCCCACAGCACUGUCAAGAAUCUGAUUGUCUUAUCAGAGACAAAAAGGCCGGUUCUGGCACGAAUUACAGCUUUCGUCAUCAUUUUAUUUCUGGGUUUCUUGCUCUGUUUCCUGCUUAAAAAAUAUGCAUGGCCCAAGAGAUGUUCAUGGGAAGAAGCUCCAAUCAAGAUGAAACAUACUGAGGCUUCUGAGGAACAAAUUUAUUAUGCUGAGAUUGUGAAAUUCAGCAAAGCUCUGGAACCAGCAUCCCAGAAUUUAGAAGAUAUAUAUAUGCCUAUGGCAGGAGGUAUAUCUCUGCCUAUGGCAGAAGAUAUAUAUCUGCCUAUGGCUCCACUGCGCAAACAUCUUAACUUUGAUGAUACAGUUGCUUUGGAAACCUUGGUCACUGUACAAGAAGAUUCCUCAGCAUGAAUGGGAAUUGAUAAUGGAGGAAUUCAGGAGUCCUGAAAAGAUCUGAAGACUCUUUCAUCUGAUCACUACCACUUUUAUGUGAAAUGCUGUUCAGAUUUUACAGCUGUGGAGCUCUCAACAAGUAUUCCUUGCAAUGAUCAAGUUCCUACUCACCUGGAAGCCAAGGACAAAUGUCAGUGGAGCAAAUUUGGCAGGAUGGUAGGAUUUAUAAACACUGAACACUUUGUAAAUGUGUCCCUUAAUGAAACUAUUCUCUCUGUGGCUUCAUAAUUUCUUAGUUUAUGGGCAACAAAUCUGUUUCAGAUCUGUAAUUAGGCUGUCAGUUCUUGUCUAUUGAUCUUGGUGAAAAAAACAUGUUUCAUUCAGAAAUUCUUUUAUGAUAGUAUGAAUUUGGAUCCAAACUACUAGGUGACAUUUUAGACCAACAAUGGCCAAGCCAAAGAAUACCACAUA
Candoia aspera is the source of this 1452-nucleotide messenger RNA. RefSeq lists its product as uncharacterized. The transcript is spliced from 8 exons. Bases 133 to 999 code for a protein of 288 amino acids. Lineage: Eukaryota; Metazoa; Chordata; Lepidosauria; Squamata; Candoiidae. The record is from RefSeq and is a predicted model, not a curated record.